AUGGGCAAGCAUGCAGCAGAUCUGAAUAUAAAGAUGCCCGAAGGAAAAGCAAAAUUCGAAGCCCUCCUUGCCGAAGUGGACAUUGUUGUGGAUGGCUAUCGACCUGGAACCUUUGAUAGACUUGGAUACGGCCCAAGGCAGCUGUCUGAGAUGGCCAUGCGACGAGGUAAGGGUAUCGUAUAUGUCAACGAGAACUGUUUUGGAUAUGAGGGCGAGUGGGCUCACAGGCCGGGAUGGCAACAGAUCGCCGAUUGUCCUGGUAUUAACCUUUCCGUGCAGGUCUCGGGUGUUGCGUGGGAGCAAGGGAAGUUCAUGGGUCUUUCAGAGCCUAUAGUACCUCCAUUCCCAAUAUCAGACUACGGAACUGGCUGCAUGGGAGCCAUUGCCUCUCUCAUCGGGCUUCUACAUCGAACAAAACGCGGUGGCUCAUGGCAUGGUCAAGUCUCUCUAUUACAGUACGAUCUCUUGCUCUUCAAAGCAGGGCUGCAUACGGAACAAGUUCAAGAACAGCUUCGACAAUUGAUGGGACCCGAAUUCCUGGCGCUGCGACACGGCAACAGCGUGGAUCAGAUCAGUGGCACUGCACUGCAACAAAUGCGCCGACAGUUUCCAACCUUUUUCACGCGCCCGAAAUUACUUGAUAAAUGGUACGCAGAUAAGUACAACGCCGAUGUUGAAGUAGUGAACCCGGUGGCCGAGAUCGAAGGUCUCGAAAUUGGUUUUCAGAGAGCUAGCCGGCCGAAUGGUUCGGACCUGCCUACGUGGGACUUUGGAUCUGAGGCAGAUGUUCGCAAAGGUUAUUGA
Molecule: messenger RNA, 804 nt
Organism: Didymosphaeria variabile
Lineage: Eukaryota; Fungi; Ascomycota; Dothideomycetes; Pleosporales; Didymosphaeriaceae
Exons: 2
Coding region: 1-804 (267 amino acids)
Molecular function (GO): catalytic activity
Source: RefSeq, a predicted model, not a curated record